This is a messenger RNA of Aplosporella prunicola CBS 121167, 862 nucleotides long. RefSeq lists its product as uncharacterized. Lineage: Eukaryota; Fungi; Ascomycota; Dothideomycetes; Botryosphaeriales; Aplosporellaceae. The transcript has 5 exons. Gene Ontology annotation, cellular component: cytoplasm; membrane; cytosol. The record is from RefSeq and is a predicted model, not a curated record. Gene Ontology annotation, biological process: Rho protein signal transduction. The coding region runs from base 141 to 737 and encodes 198 amino acids. Gene Ontology annotation, molecular function: Rho GDP-dissociation inhibitor activity; protein binding.
GCAGCCCUCACGCUGUUCUGGCUGCUUGUCCCUGACGAAACGAUCCCAUUGCCUUUUCUUGGAUUCAGCAUCGCCCCUCUUCCCUUUCUCAUUUCCAAGUAGCCUUUUUCUUCCCCCUGCUCCCACAUCCCAGCACCACCAUGGCCGACCACACCCACGACGACGAGCUCACCCCCGAGCAGACCGAGGGCUUCAGGGUCGGCGAGAAGAAGACCAUCGACGAGUACCAGCAGCUGGAUGCGAACGAUGAGUCCCUUCGCAAGUGGAAAGAGUCGCUCGGUAUCGGCUCUGGCAACACCAUCUCUGACCCCAAUGACCCCCGUACUGUCAUCAUCCAGUCUCUCGGCCUCGAGGUUGAGGGCAGGCCCGAUAUCAUCAUUGAUCUGUCUGCUCCCGGCGCGGUCGACCACCUCAAGGAGAAGCCCUUCACUAUCAAGGAGGGCGCCCAGUUCCGCAUGAAGGCCAUCUUCAAGGUCCAGCACCAGAUCCUGUCUGGCCUCAAGUACGUCCAGGUUGUCAAGAGGAUGGGCGUCAGCAGCAAGAUGCAAGAAAUGAUUGGCAGCUACUCCCCCAACACGACCGACAAGCAGACCUACGAGAAGAAGUUCGAGCCUGAGACGGCGCCCACUGGCAUGAUGGCCCGUGGCCACUACAACGCCGUGUCCAAGUUCAUCGACGACGACAACACGACGCACCUGAAGUUCGAGUGGGCCUUUGACAUCAAGAAGGACUGGUAGAGGCACUCGCUCGGACGUGUUUUGAUUUGGACGGCUCGAGGCCGUAGUGUGUUUGUGUGUGCGCGUGUGCGCGUGGUUGCAGAAAUUAUCGAUGAGCGGACGUAGUCGGUAAAACUGUCUUUUGC